Morus notabilis is the source of this 2043-nucleotide messenger RNA. RefSeq names its product U4/U6 small nuclear ribonucleoprotein PRP4-like protein. Bases 100 to 1857 code for a protein of 585 amino acids. Gene Ontology annotation, molecular function: U6 snRNA binding; U4 snRNA binding; protein binding. Gene Ontology annotation, biological process: mRNA splicing, via spliceosome. Lineage: Eukaryota; Viridiplantae; Streptophyta; Magnoliopsida; Rosales; Moraceae. The record is from RefSeq and is a predicted model, not a curated record. Gene Ontology annotation, cellular component: U4/U6 x U5 tri-snRNP complex. The transcript has 6 exons.
UCGAGUUCUGAAGCCUCGAAAAGCUUCACUCUCUCUCUACACAGCAGAAAAAAACUUCUCUUAUUUGUGUCUCUCUUAACUGCGAAGAAGCAAGGUAUCAUGGAAGUCGAUGAGGAAAACCCGCCUUCAUCAACUCCAGUAGAAGCGUCUUCUCUAGUUGAUGAUGGUCAAACUGUAGUUCCUGCUGUAAAUAGUACUGCAAUUCAACCAAUCCCGCCUAUUAUUCCACCAGUAAUACCACCUCCAGUUGUGCCACCAGUGGCGCCUCCGAUUGUGCCUGCUAUGGCUCCAAUUCCUACAUUGCCUACUCCACCUGUUCUCCGACCAUUGGCACCGCUACCAAUCCGUCCUCCUAUUCCUAGACCUCCAGUUCCACAAAAUGGUGAGAUGAGAACAAGUGACUCAGAUUCCGACGAUGACUCGGACCCAGGGCGCACUGCUCCAGGUUCAACUCAGGAGUAUGAGAUAUCAGAAGAGAGCAGACAAGUGAGAGAGCGACAAGAAAAAGCAAUGCUAGAGCUGAUGAUGAAGCGACGUGCUUCUGCUCUAGCAGUGCCUACUAAUGACAUGGCUGUCCGUGCCCGUCUACGCCGGCUAGGUGAACCUAUUACACUCUUUGGAGAAAGAGAGAUGGAAAGAAGGGACCGGUUGCGAAUGCUCAUGGCAAAGUUGGAUGCUGAAGGGCAGUUGGAGAAGCUGAUGAAAGCUCAUGAGGAGGAAGAGGCUGCAGCCUCUGCUACAGGAGAAGAGGCUGAGGAAGAAAUGCUUCAAUAUCCGUUUUAUACUGAAGGGUCCAAGGCUCUGUUGGAUGCUAGAAUUGAUAUUGCAAAGUACUCCAUAGUGAGGGCAGCCACACGGCUUCAACGCGCGCAGAGGAAAAGGGAUGACCCGGAUGAGGAUGUGGAUGCUGAGAUGGAUUGGGCUCUGAAGCAGGCAGGAAGUUUGGCGCUUGAUUGCAGUGAGAUUGGGGAUGACCGUCCACUUUCUGGUUGCUCAUUAUCUCGAGAUGGAAAGUUUCUUGCCACAUGUUCUUUAACUGGCGUUGCUAAGUUGUGGAGCAUGCCUAAAGUUCAAAAGGUUUCCACUUUAAAAGGACACACAGAGCGGCUAACAGACGUCAAGUUUUCUCCAACAGACAACCUUAUAGCAACUGGUUCUGCUGACCGGACUGCGAGGUUGUGGAAUACUGAGGGAUUUCACUUGAAAACAUUCGAGGGCCAUCUGGACCGUCUUGCACGUAUUGCUUUCCAUCCAUCAGGAAAGUACUUGGGUACAACAAGCUUUGACAAGACAUGGAGAUUGUGGGACAUAGACACUGGUGUGGAGUUGCUUCUUCAAGAAGGUCAAAGCAGGAGUGUCUACGGAAUAGACUUCCACCAGGAUGGAUCACUAGCAGCAUCCUGUGGGCUCGAUUCACUUGUUCGUGUUUGGGAUCUUAGAACCGGCCGAAGUAUUCUUGCCUUGGAAGGCCAUGUCAAGCCUGUUCUUGGAUUAAGUUUUUCGGCAAAUGGUUAUUAUUUAGCCUCUGGGGGAGAAGACAAUACAUGUCGAAUAUGGGAUUUAAGAAAGAAGAAAUCCGUGUACAUGAUUCCAGCACACUCCAACCUCAUUUCUCAGGUCAAAUUUGAGCCUCAGGAGGGAUACUUUCUCAUAACUGCUUCGUACGAUAUGACAGCAAAGAUUUGGUCAGCUCGAGACUUUAAGCCUGUCAAGACACUUUCUGGACAUGAAGCUAAAGUUACUUCUUUGGAUGUUGCAGGAGAUGGGAAUUGCGUAGCUACGGUGUCACAUGACCGGACAAUCAAACUAUGGUGCAGCAAUAACAGUGAGCAGGAUCAUGCAAUGGAUGUUGACUAGGAGCAGCUCUCAAGUUCUCCACUGACGUGUUAUUAUUAUUUUUUUUCUUUUUUCUUUUUUUCAAUCAACACGAGAAAUUGUCUGAAGACUGAAAUUUUGACUUGAUAAGAAUUGAUAUCAAAACUCCCUGUUCUCAUUGAUCGAGAGAGGAAAAUUUGUAUUGAUAAAGAAAGAGAAGAGUACAGA